Molecule: messenger RNA, 1482 nt
Organism: Saccharomyces kudriavzevii IFO 1802
Lineage: Eukaryota; Fungi; Ascomycota; Saccharomycetes; Saccharomycetales; Saccharomycetaceae
Gene: STN1
Product: Stn1p
Exons: 1
Coding region: 1-1482 (493 amino acids)
Biological process (GO): telomere capping
Cellular component (GO): CST complex
Source: RefSeq, a predicted model, not a curated record
AUGGAUAGGUACGGACAUAUAGCUCAUCAAGAAGGCAAUGUUUGUUACUAUAUGCAGAGGCUUUUCAAAUACAACGCCUAUUAUAACGGGUCAGAGGAUGUCCGAAUGUUUGUUGGUGACUUGAAGUGCUGGAUGAAAUCUUCCAUGUAUGUUUGUGAGAAGUAUUAUGAUAAGCGGCUAUCGAUGUUGUUCUGGAAAAAUCAUCCUCUGCAGCAAUUACAUCUUCUUGGCUGCAUCGUUGGACUCCAGUAUAAAUGGAUUGGCCGGCAAGAAUUUAUUUUAUUUCAACUGGAUGAUUGUACAUCAGCACCUUCGUCAAUCAGUUUUGGUGGUGAUUCAAGAUUUUUAACAUGCAAAGUCGCCAAGGACGUCAUUAUGUCAAGUUACUUAAGCGCGACCGAUUUAACGGGGCUAACCGUUCAUGUUUACGGACAAAUAAGUCUAAAUUAUCAAGAACUUCGGGUUCAAUGUCUGAAAACGUGUCACACCUUGGCGGAAGAAAUAGAUCAUUGGAAAAUGACAAUGAAUACUCGUGAGCAGCUUGAUAAACCUUGGUCUCUCAGCGAGUCUGCAAUUGGAGAAUUAUUUACUCAAGAGCAGGAGCGGACACCUGAGAAAACCCAAUUUGAGAUGGCGAAUCAGAAUUUUGUAAAUUUGGGGUAUAAGACUCCAGAGAGCAAAAGAAAUAAAACCACUUUCAUCGAGCAACUGCAAGAGGAACAUAUAAAGAAUGAAUUAGAGAUUACGAGUCCUUAUGGGAAUAGCAAUACUUCAACAAGUCUAAAACCUUUGUCAUUUCAGUUUGUGUCCUCACUGAAAGACUUUCCUGAUGUUGGUUAUUCAAAUUCUCCUGAUCGAAUCAAUAAUGAUGAUGAAAAAUCACUAAAAGCACAAGAAUGCAAAGGCGUAAGUUUACCAGUUACGGUCUCGAAUAAGACAUCGGCAAAGUCAAGCUUGAUGCUGAUUCUACUUGAACUGCGAGUGGAAGAGAUAUCUAGCUUCGAUCUCUACGAACUACGAGAAGUACGAAGCAUAGUAACGAGUUUAGCUUCAUUUCAUUUUCAACAACAAAAUGUUAUCAUUAUGAAAUCUCUCGAUACUUGCGAGAAUGAAACGUUCCAGAACCUAGUUGAUGGUCUCGCUAACCUGGGUUUGAUAGAACUGAGAGGUGUAGCAAGUAAAGUGCUAGACUUGCUCCCACUAAGAAAACUAUUCGAUUACGCUCAAAAAAGAAUACUGGUACUUGUGAAAUUACAAUGCUACACUGGUACCAUUGAAUUACAUCAUGUCCAAGAGAAGCUACAUUUGCCGUGUAUAACAAUAAACGGAAUUAUUAGUGUUUUCAAGGAAGGCCUCAAGCAAACAGCAAAUCAAUAUCCUCAGGUGCUAAAGAAGUGGUGGAUUGAUCUUAAUUCCAAAAACGGUUCUGAAGACCAGAGAAACGGAUUUUUAUUGCAUUUGGAAUACGUCACAAAUUCAUAA